Molecule: messenger RNA, 864 nt
Organism: Amoebophrya sp. A25
Lineage: Eukaryota; Dinophyceae; Syndiniales; Amoebophryaceae
Source: the annotation of a GenBank genome assembly
CAGAGGCCGCGAAACAAAGUGCGCAAUCUCUUGCUGCUCCUGAUAUUGAUGUCGCGGGUUCAAAAGACACACAAGCUGCUCAAGCAGAACAACUCGUCGGGAACCAAAAUGCACAAGAGGACGAUGAACAACUCGUCGAGCCAACGGUUUUGCGAUUACCACCUCAUAAAUAUGUAGGCUUCGAAGAAGUGAGAGGCUACUAUGGAUUCAAAACAACGAAACAGGAGCAGCAAAACAUCAAAGAGAAUCACUCCACGAACCAUACAAAUCAGAAAACGAGCAGAACUGUCAUCGAGUUUAGUCUCAGUACAACGCUGCAAUCUAAACUUAAGGCCUGCAUUAUUGGUAAUUCAUUUUUCUUUUAGACUUUUCAUUGCGUUGGUUGUACUUGUAUCUUUUCUUAGUAUUGGUAAUUAUCAUUUUUCUUUUAGAGUUUUCAUUGCGUUGUACUUGUACCUUUAUUUCUUUAGUAACAGUUUUUUCCCACCUUGGUAAGCAUCCGUAUGUAUUAAAUCUUGAUCAUGUAGACGAGCUGCUCUAAUGAUCAAAAUUGUCGAUCAUUGAAGAAUGAUGAAGAGCCAGGAAGCAGUGGCACCAUUUCCAGUUGUUCCUCCAAGUUGCAGGAGAGCCCCCACCUUCACGAUCAAGGCGAAGAUGUUUUUUUGUCGUUCCCAUCAGCGAUUGCCGAGCAAGGUGGAAAUGAUGGCGCUUUUUGUCUCCGCGUAGAAGAUGACGACGAGACCGGUCUCUGCAGCUCCAAGGACGAUAGUUUCUGCAGCUCCCUUCUUGCUCGUUGGCAACAUACGGUCGUCCUCUCAUCACCCUUCAACGUUAAAAAUGCCAAUGCUCCUACUUCUGCCAAAC